Messenger RNA from Nestor notabilis (Kea), 447 nucleotides. Its product is annotated as rab-like protein 2A. Gene Ontology annotation, cellular component: Golgi apparatus; endosome. The coding region runs from base 34 to 447 and encodes 137 amino acids. NCBI's taxonomy places the organism in Eukaryota, Metazoa, Chordata, Aves, Psittaciformes, Psittacidae. The record is from RefSeq and is a predicted model, not a curated record. Gene Ontology annotation, molecular function: GTPase activity; GTP binding. The transcript is spliced from 5 exons.
UGGGACACAGCUGGACAGGAGAGGUUCCAGAGCAUGCAUGCAUCCUACUACCAUAAGGCUCAUGCUUGUAUCAUGGUGUUUGAUGUGCAGCGGAAGGUCACCUACAAGAACUUGAACAGCUGGUACAAGGAGCUGAGGGAAUUCCGCCCAGAGAUUCCGUGCAUUGUGGUGGCCAAUAAAAUUGAUGCGGAUAUGAAGGUGACCCAGAAAAGCUUCAACUUUGCCCGAAAGUUCAGUUUGCCCUUUUACUUUGUGUCUGCUGCAGAUGGCACCAAUGUAGUGAAGCUCUUCAAUGAUGCCAUCAAACUGGCAGUUGCUUACAAACAGAAUUCAGGAGAUUUCAUGGAUGAGGUCAUGCGAGAACUGGAGAGCUUUGACCUGCAAAAAAGUGAGAAUUUGUUGGAUCAAGAGGAGAGCUGCCCUGAAGAUAAUCCCCCAUCUGCCUAA